Messenger RNA from Protobothrops mucrosquamatus (brown spotted pit viper), 1644 nucleotides. It is a transcript of the gene TMEM266, whose product is annotated as transmembrane protein 266. Gene Ontology annotation, cellular component: plasma membrane. Gene Ontology annotation, biological process: transmembrane transport; monoatomic ion transport. The transcript has 12 exons. The record is from RefSeq and is a predicted model, not a curated record. Gene Ontology annotation, molecular function: monoatomic ion channel activity; voltage-gated channel activity. Lineage: Eukaryota; Metazoa; Chordata; Lepidosauria; Squamata; Viperidae. Bases 1 to 1611 code for a protein of 536 amino acids.
AUGACUAUCCCAAAGACAAGUGCUGCCUUCGUUUCAUCGUUCAACAUGACCAAUCCCCAGCCUCCUAUAGAAGGUGGAGUUUCAGAGGUCGAAAUAAUUUCGCAGCAAAUAGAAGACGAGACCAGAAGCGUCGCCCCGGUACAGCUGGUCAAUUUCGCCUAUCGAGAUUUACCCCUCGCUGCGCUGGAUCUGUCCGUUGCAGGCUCCCAGCUCUUCUCCAAUUUGGAUGAGGAGUACCAGAGAGAAGGAUCUAACUGGCUUAAGCCCUGCUGCGGGAGGCGAGCGGCCGUCUGGCAGGUAUUUUUACUCAGUGCGAGUCUCAACAGUUUCCUGCUAGCCUGUGUAGUAUUGGUGGUGAUUCUUCUGACUCUGGAGCUCCUAAUAGAUAUAAAGCUUCUCCAGUUUUCAAGCGCAUCGCAAUUUGCUGGCGUCAUUCACUGGAUCAGUCUGGUUAUCCUAUCUAUCUUCUUUUCAGAGACUAUUUUGAGAAUAGUCGUACUCGGUAUAUGGGACUAUAUUGAAAACAAAAUAGAGGUAUUUGAUGGUGCUGUAAUCAUCUUAUCUUUGGCUCCCAUGGUGGCAUCUACAGUGGCUAAUGGACCAAGCAGUCCAUGGGAUGCUAUAAGUCUCAUUAUUACCCUGAGAAUUUGGAGAGUCAAACGAAUUAUCGAUGCCUACGUCCUGCCCGUUAAAGUGGAAAUGGAGAUGGUGAUUCAACAGUACGAAAAAGCAAAGGUUAUUCAGGACGAGCAGCUGGAAAGACUGACCCACAUCUGCCAAGAACAGGGGUUUGAAAUUAGACAGCUGCGGGCACAUCUGGCGCAGCAGGAUCUGGACCUGGCAGCUGAGAGAGAGGCAGCUUUGCAGGUGCCUCACAUGUUGAAGAAACAGACGGGAAACCGGUACAAAGUGGUGGCUGCUGGGGGCGAUUCUGAUGACGAAACUACUGCGAACAUUACAGAGUUGCGUCCGGCUCGGGAGACGGUGGUGAAAGACGACAUGAACAAUUACAUCAGUCAGUACUACAACGAACCCAGCAGUGACAGCGGUGUGCCCGAAGGAGCCUUCUGUGUCAUCACCACCACAGCCAUUGAUGUCCACCAGCCUAACGUCUCCUCCGACCUCUUCAUGGUGGAAAUGCCGAUGAAGAUCAUGGAGAGCAAUGGGAUUUCCACCAGUGCCGCGUCCGGCAGCGCCUCCAGGUCCACAGACAGCUCCUUCACCCGCGCGCAGAGCGACAGCAGCCAGACCUUCGGCUCUUCCACGGACUGCAGCACGACGCGGGAGGAAUCCUCCGACUCUUCUUCGCCCCAUCGCAGGGUCCACAAUGCCGUUGUCCAAGAACUGUUGUCCUCCUUAUCAGAAGACUCCUGCUUAACCCAAAAGGGACUGGACCCGGUUAACCUUAAACUGCCGAGCCCAGCGGGGUCGGCCACGGCCAGCCCCGAACUGGAGCACCGGGUCAAUAUUUACAACAAAAAGAACCAAGAAAACUUUGGGGUCUUUCAGAAAAAGCCGGUCAUCCACUUCCGGCAGAAAACACAGAUGAUUGACAAGUACACGUCUUUGGAAUCCAAAGAGCAAAGGUUCAACAGCAUCCCGGACUCCUAGUCCUUAUGGUUGAAGAAGCGGUUCAGACAGAUC